GGCCUGUCGUGUGACAUCGGCCCUACAAAUCGUAGAAACGCCCCUGCCCGCGACCGCUGUGAUGUGUUGCCAGACCUGUAGUCUAUUGUAAAAACCUCAGCCAGGUAAAAGCCCAUUGCGCACGCAGACAGUCGCUGUAACUGGGUUGCCAGUUUAGGGUCAGGGCUGUCUCACUGACUGAAAGCCAACGAGAAGAGACCCAGCCCCUCUGCAAAAGCAGUCGAGAGAGAGAGUCGCGUCCGGGUUUCCACUUUCUUUCGAUUACUUUGAUAGCGGGACAGCAAACGGACUAAAUCUGGAAUGGCUCGUCGUAUUUUGGCACACACGUUCUAAAAUGCUCUAUGAGUGCGGGUUGUUAAUGUUACAGUUUAACGCAGGUUUGUUUUCCACCUCCACGGUGCACGGCUACUUCCUGGUGCUACAGAGAGAGGCAGUGCUGAGUUAAAGAGACAGAAAUACUGAUAGAAAUUCAGAUAGAAAAAAAAAUACUGAGAGAAGAGAGGGGUUGGAAACGCGAUAGGAACAGUUGACUGGAUUCCCAGAAACUGAAUCCCCCCUCUCUCUUCUUAUUUAUGUCUAUUUUUUUUAGAUUUCUCCGUUGAAGCGAGUCGUUAUUCUUCGUUUGGUUUGUAAACUAGCAAACGGUUUGGAUGACGGUUGGCUGCGGCUAAAGCGGAAUUGUAACGGGGAACAUAUUCCUCCCUCCGACGGAGAAGCCUCGCUGUGAUUUUUUUUAACCUUUUUUAUUUCACACCAGAUUCCUUCUUGUGUCAUUUCAACCCGCAAUAUCAUCCCAGGUCUCAUUUUUAAAAAGAAUAUAUAUAUAUAUUUUUUAACGAUUCCACAAGGAAGGGUUAGGGCGACGGAAGAUGGGUUGUUUGGGCAACAGCAAGACUGAAGAUCAACGCAUCGACGAAAAGGCACAACGAGAGGCUAAUAAAAAGAUAGAAAAACAGUUGCAAAAGGAAAGACAAGCGUACAAAGCCACACACAGGCUCCUAUUACUGGGUGCGGGAGAGUCCGGAAAAAGCACCAUUGUGAAGCAGAUGAGGAUUCUACACGUCAACGGCUUCAACGCAGAGGAAAAGAAACAGAAAAUCCAAGAUAUUCGGAAAAACGUGAAGGAUGCCAUAGUGACUAUAGUGUCUGCAAUGAGCACUUUAAUACCCCCAGUCCCGCUAGCCAACCCAGAGGACCAAUUCAGAAUUGACUACAUCAAAAGCAUAGCACCCCUCUCUGACUUUGACUAUUCACAGGAGUUCUUUGAUCACGCAAAGAAGCUGUGGGACGACGAAGGAGUGAAAGCAUGCUUUGAGAGGUCCAAUGAAUACCAGCUCAUCGACUGUGCACAAUAUUUCCUGGACAGAAUUGAUUCUGUAAGACAGAGUGACUACACGCCAACAGACCAGGACCUGCUACGCUGCCGAGUGUUAACUUCAGGGAUUUUCGAGACGAGGUUCCAAGUAGAUAAAGUGAACUUUCACAUGUUUGAUGUUGGGGGCCAGAGAGAUGAAAGGAGAAAAUGGAUUCAGUGCUUUAACGACGUCACUGCGAUCAUCUUCGUGGUGGCCAGCAGCAGCUACAACAUGGUAAUAAGGGAAGACAAUAACACCAACAGGCUACGGGAAGCUCUGGACCUCUUCCGCAGUAUUUGGAACAACAGAUGGUUACGCACUAUAUCCGUCAUAUUAUUCCUGAACAAGCAGGACAUGCUGGCUGAGAAAGUACUAGCUGGAAAAUCCAAAAUUGAAGACUACUUCCCUGAAUAUGCUCGCUACACCAUACCAAAUGAAGGUUUGUUCCUUCCUCAGUGCACCUCGUCUAUGUCCAGACAGACUUUUGAAUUCCUCGUAUCGUCUGUAUUAACGUUAAAUUUCUUCUUCUUUUUUUUUUUUUUUUUUUUUUUUUUAGCAACUCCUGAACCCGGUGAAGACCCGAGAGUGACGAGAGCCAAGUUCUUCAUCCGAGACGAGUUUCUUCGGAUCAGCACUGCGAGCGGCGACGGCAGACACUACUGCUACCCCCACUUCACCUGCGCCGUUGACACAGAGAAUAUCCGGCGGGUGUUCAACGACUGCCGGGACAUCAUCCAGAGAAUGCACCUGCGGCAGUACGAACUCUUGUGAUGGGAGACCGACUCCGUCAGCCUUCUGUGUUUUUUUUUUUUUUUUUUUUUUUUGUUUUUUUCUCCACCAUUCUGCAACCUUGACGAACCUUUCCUCCUGCUCCUCCCUGACUCUUCACCCCACAUCCCCAGAAGAAACCCACCCCGACCGCCCCUCCUGUCGAGGACUACGAAGUACUACUGAAGUGUGUCAAAUCCUCUUCCUCUUUUUAACUUCUUAGCUUUUUGUACUACUUUUUGUUUUCUCUCUCCGAGAUUUCGUCCCCAUUUCACAGAUGUAAAAGGAAAGCUGGGGAACAAAGUUGAUGUGUGCCGCUUCUUUUUUUUUUUCUUCUUCUUCUUCUUUUAAUCCUUCCUUUUUGAAUGCCUUGAUUUUUGUCAUUCCACUAAGCCUUGGGCUACCUCCUUUUAUUUUAUUUUUUGCCCCUUUGUGUCCACUUUUUUUUGGCUUUGUCUUUGGACUUGGACUGGUGGGCGAGGACACAUAAAACACACCUGGAGGACCUCAGUGCAGAGGCAGUAUGUGUGUGUAAUGAAGAGAGGGAGGAAUGCCAUGUGAACGAGUGUGUGUUUAACCGCCAUGACCCCUCACCACCUCUUGUAAUAUUUUUUUUUUUUUUUGGCCUGUCACCCCGCCCUCAGCCUCUCUGACCGCCUUCUUCUCCCCGCGUUGAAGACGGCUGGACGGAGAGGGAACCGAAUGGAUGAAGACAUAAAUGCACUUUGCAUCAGGUUCCUUAAUAACUUUUGUUUUUUUUGUUGUUGUCUGUGUUUUUUUGUUUUUGUUUUUUUUUCCAGAGGAAGCAUACACACAAUGUAGCAUCACAAUAUUUAUUAUCCUGUCGCCCUGCUUGCCGAGCUGCAGGGCGGACCGAGCAGCCGAGAAGACGUGUGGAGCGAGAGAUUAAAGAUGGGAGGGGGGCAGAAAUUACGGCGACUAGAAGACGGAUUUUAAUGAAGGAAAAGGGACUGAGCUCUCUGCACCUUAGCCCUGUUGCCUCCACGGACUCGGACCUGCCUCCUUUUUCCACACAAACCAUCCUUUUAGCUUAGAGAUACUGAUGGGGAGGAGGGUGGGUGGGACGGGAGAGAAAAAAAAUGUAUUGUUUUGUUUUUGUUUUUGGUUUUUUGGGGGGGUUUUUGUUAACUUGUACACUGUGCAAGGUUGAAUUAUCCUGUACAGACUGUAAAAUGUAAUAUUAUUUUGUACAACUUAAUUGAAAGAAAAACAAAUCUACUUGUAGAUCUUUGUGCCUUGAUUAUGGCUGUACCUGUAAAUGAGCUCAGAUGUAAGUAUGUUUUCAACUGCGCUGUACAGCUUGAUGUCAAACUCUAUCGGCAGCGAAAGACUGCAGGUAGGGGACUUUCUCUGUAGAGUUUAGUUUUUUCUGGUUUAUAAAAAAAAAAAGAAAAAAAAAGGAAAUGCUGUUUAGUAAGAAAUAAAAAAAUAGGGGAAAAAUCCUAAAAACCUGUAUACAUUAUGCAAAUUAACCACUUACCUGCAGUGAAGACCAGAUGUUGCAGCGCCAUGCCUUUUUUUUUUUUUCGUUCUCUUUUAUUUUUUUUGUUUUGUUUUCCCUCCUUUUGUUAUAUAUAUUUUUUGAAUUUCACAGCUUUAAACAAACAUUUGAAUUCCAUUGAAAGUGUCCAAAUUGCAACCUGGUGUUGUUUUAAUAGGAACCAACGUUUUUUCGAUAUGAAGUGCGUGUGCGUACGCGCGCGUGUGAGCGAUCCGUACUGAUGUGCGUGCCUGUGCGCAUGUGUACAUAAAACAAACAUAGACUCACAGAUGCAUUGUGUGAGUGUGUGUGUGAGAGUGUUGGAGAGCAAGUGUGUAUGUGUGUAUAAAAUUUUAUAAAUGUAUGUACAUGUAAAUUUAUAGGUCUAUAUAAAUAUAUAUGUACAAUUAUACAUGUUUAAUUAUGUGUGUGCCUAGGUGUACAUACCUAUGUAUGUAUACGGUAAAUAUGUAUACAUACACACAUAGGAAAGCAUGUUUAGAAUGGAGAUGAAUAAAUGAGAGCGUGCAAUAUUAGUAAUUCUUUGGUCCUUUGGAGCCAUACCCGAUGGCACAGGCACUAUGAAUGUGUGAGCAGCACCCAACAAGACGAGCUCUUCUCCUUGUACAAACAGCAUCAGCCUUUUCUUCUGCUACAGUACACGUCUAUCCCCAACAGAGAGUGAACUGACUGGAGGUGCAAAAACCUUGUUUGGCCUGGGAGGAUGAUUAAAUGACAUUUUUAUUUUCUUUAAAUAAAGAGGCACAUUAGAGGACUUUGCUUUAUUUCCAUCUUGGUGUCCAGUUGUGUCCGGAUUUUCUUUAUUCAUUGGUGAUU
This is a messenger RNA of Haplochromis burtoni (Burton's mouthbrooder), 4461 nucleotides long. RefSeq names its product guanine nucleotide-binding protein G(olf) subunit alpha. Gene Ontology annotation, molecular function: GTP binding; G protein-coupled receptor binding; GTPase activity. The coding region runs from base 870 to 2126 and encodes 418 amino acids. The record is from RefSeq and is a predicted model, not a curated record. The transcript is spliced from 11 exons. Gene Ontology annotation, biological process: adenylate cyclase-modulating G protein-coupled receptor signaling pathway. Gene Ontology annotation, cellular component: heterotrimeric G-protein complex. Lineage: Eukaryota; Metazoa; Chordata; Actinopteri; Cichliformes; Cichlidae.